AGUGGCUCAUCAGUUUUUAUUAUUUUUACUAAACAGUCAGGUGGUUGCCUAUGCAGUUGCUUGAUAAAGACUUAUUUUACAGAUAUCUGGGUCCGUGAGGUUCUCAUAGAUUUUGUGGGAAAGUUUCUUGAAGAUAGGCUGAGCCUUCGCUGCUUUUUAAACAGAACUGUCUGACAGGAGGCAUGUGGUUGGCAGCAGAGUGACAGAUAGGAGAUCUCACACCCUUCCUCCUCUCCUUGACCCCAUCCCAGAAAUACACACAGACUGAGGUACUAGAAAGAGGGAGAGGAAGCCUUGGAGAGAAGAGAAGAGAUGGAAGGGGAGCUGGGGUCAGGCCCUUGGUGUCUGCAUCACCUGGAGACCGUGUCAGCAGGUAGACCAACUUACAACAGCUUUUAUGUGUAUUGCAAAGGCCCCUGUCAAGCAGUGCAGCCAGGAAAACUCAGGGUGCAGUGCAGCACCUGCAAACAAACAACGCUCACCUUGGCCCAGGGUCCAUCUUGCUGGGAAGAUGUCUUAAUCCCAAACCAGAUGAGUGGCGAAUGCCAGUCUCCGAACUGCCUUGGGACUGGAGCAGAAUUUUUCUUUAAAUGUGGUGCACACCCAACCUCUGACAAUGAAACAUCAGUAGCUUUGAACCUGAUCACGACAAACACUCGGGACAUUAGUUGCAUAACAUGUACGGACGUCAGGAGCCCGGUCCUGGUUUUCCAGUGUGACUUCCGCCACGUGAUUUGCUUAGACUGUUUCCACUUGUACUGCGUGACAAGGCUCAAUGAACGGCAGUUUGUCCACGACCCUCAGCUCGGCUACUCACUCCCUUGUGUGGCUGGCUGUCCCAACUCCCUGAUUAAAGAGCUGCAUCACUUCAGGAUUCUUGGAGAAGAGCAGUACAACCGGUAUCAGCAGUAUGGUGCUGAGGAGUGCGUGCUGCAGAUGGGCGGUGUGCUGUGCCCCAGCCCUGGGUGCGGAGCAGGACUGCUGCCCGAGGCAGGCGUGAGGAAAAUUACCUGUGAAGGAGGCAACAGCCUGGGCUGCGGGCUUGUGUUCUGCCGGGACUGUAAAGAGGCCUACCAUGAAGGUGAAUGCAGUGCCCAGUUUGAAGCCUCAGGAAUGAUUACUCAGGGCUACAGAGUUGAUGAAAAGGCAGCUGAGCAAGCUCGAUGGGAAGAGGCCUCCAAAGAAACAAUCAAGAAAACCACCAAACCUUGUCCUCGUUGCCAUGUCCCAGUUGAAAAAAACGGCGGAUGCAUGCACAUGAAGUGCCCGCAGCCCCAGUGCAAGUUUGAGUGGUGUUGGAACUGCGGCUUGGAGUGGAACCGUACGUGCAUGGGCGACCACUGGUUCGACGUGUAGCUCCCAGCGGCCGGACCGCCAGCAGCCCUCGUCUGACGCAUGCGGAGGGCAACCAUUAUCCGCCACUUUUCCUUUAGCCGAAUACACACACGCACACGCAUGCACACAUUUCAAGUUCUUUCCAAAAUCACGAA
This is a messenger RNA of Trichechus manatus latirostris (Florida manatee), 1490 nucleotides long. It is a transcript of the gene PRKN, whose product is annotated as parkin RBR E3 ubiquitin protein ligase. Gene Ontology annotation, cellular component: mitochondrion; Golgi apparatus; cytosol. Gene Ontology annotation, biological process: autophagy of mitochondrion; regulation of mitochondrion organization; regulation of apoptotic process. The record is from RefSeq and is a predicted model, not a curated record. Gene Ontology annotation, molecular function: ubiquitin conjugating enzyme binding; zinc ion binding; ubiquitin protein ligase activity. Bases 313 to 1356 code for a protein of 347 amino acids. The transcript has 11 exons. NCBI's taxonomy places the organism in Eukaryota, Metazoa, Chordata, Mammalia, Sirenia, Trichechidae.